Molecule: messenger RNA, 1028 nt
Organism: Hyaloscypha bicolor E
Lineage: Eukaryota; Fungi; Ascomycota; Leotiomycetes; Helotiales; Hyaloscyphaceae
Exons: 2
Coding region: 123-932 (269 amino acids)
Biological process (GO): cilium assembly
Source: RefSeq, a predicted model, not a curated record
GUCCGGAACCUUAACAUUCCUCGCUCCCUUGCGUCACUUUACCCUUCAAGGAAGGCACGACUGAUUACUUAAGUGCCUUUUCAUGGUUUUUGCUAUCUCAGAUCUUCAUCUCCAAGUUCACAAUGCCCUCCGCAUCUCUCACAAACCGUGACCUGUUCAUCCUCGAAAAAAUCAAGGAUCCAGAAUCGGGUCCCUCAGCACCCGUUCUCAUCGACUCUUCACUUCCUCGAGACCCCCACAUCACAGACGAUGUUGUCUACCAAAAGGUAACUCAGUCAGAACGAGCUAUCAUCUCUUCGAUGCAAGAUGUUGAACUCCAGAUUGCAAACCUGAAGCCAGUCGUUUCGGAUCCAUUAGCCCAGUACCUCUCGAGCGUUGAAAGGCUGGGUGAACUGGUUGAAGAGUACCCCGAUUAUGCUAGUGCGAGGAACAACAGAGCCCAAGCUUUGAGGAGGAUAUAUGGGGAUGGAAUAUUGGUGAAGGGGAACUCGGAGAAUUUGACGGAUGAAGCAACGCCUCUGCACAAUGAAGCUUCAGAUGAAGAUCUAAAAGCUGCGUCAUACACCAUCCUUGACGACCUGAGUAGUGCGAUUAGCUUGCUCGCACCAGCAACACCUUUCAUGGCUAUCUCUACACAAGCAGCAAAAACACUCUCACAAGCAUACACCCAACGAGGAGCAAUAUAUCACCUAACCGCCAAACACCUAUCUAAACAAAACACAGGACUUCGAAUCGAUCCGGGACGAACUGAACCCAAAUGGUCAGUAGUUGACUUUGAAGAGAACGCAUCGAGAGACUUCAUGAUGGGUGGAAGGUAUGGUAAUGAGAUUGCGAAAGCGUUGGCUGUGAGUGCGAAUCCAACGGCGAAGUUGUGCGGGGAAAUGGUAAGGGAGGCGAUGAGGAAGGAAUAUGCUAGUGGUGGUGUCUCGUGAGAUGUUCAGGCAUUGGAGUUUGGGCUCAAAGCAGGGUUGUUAGGACUCGAUGUAUAAAUUAGAAGUCUUCAGGAUAACAAUCUAUUGUUAAGGGAG